ACGAAACUGAUCUCAGAGAGCUGCUCUCUCUCAGACUAGAAGGGCAGGAAAAUGGCCAGUAUUUCAGUAGAUCACGACCAGUUCAGCUGUCCAGUCUGUCUGGAUCUGCUGAAGGAUCCAGUGUCUCUUCCUUGUGGACACAGUUUCUGUAUGGUGUGUAUUAAUGGCUGCUGGGAUCAGGAGGAUCAGAGGGGGGUCUACAGCUGCCCCCAGUGCAGAGAGACCUUCACUCCAAGGCCUGUUCUACGCAGAAACAACGUAAUGGCUGAAGUGGUGGAGAAACUGAAGGAGACAGAACUCCGAGCUGCUUCUCCUGCUCCCCGUUACGCUGGACCUGGAGAUGUGGAGUGUGAUUUCUGCACUGGGAGAAAACUCAAAGCCAUCAAGUCCUGUCUGACGUGUCUGGCCUCCUUUUGUGAAACUCAUCUUAAACCUCACUGUGAAGUUCUUGGAUUGAAGAAGCACAAGCUGGUCAAAGCCUCCUCACAGCUACAGGAGAAGAUCUGCUCUCAGCACGACAAACUGAUCGAGAUCUACUGUCGUACUGACCAAAGCUGCAUCUGCUAUUUGUGUAUGAUGGAGGAACACAGAGGUCACAAUACAGUCCCAGCUGUAACUGAGAGAACCGAGAAACAGAAUCAGCUGAAGGAGAUUCAGAGUAAAUUCCAGCAGAGAAUCCAGGAGAAGCAGAAGAAGCAGCAGGAGCUGAAACAGACUGUGAAGACUCUUAAGCGCUGUGCUCAGUCAGCAGUGGAGGACAGUGAGAGGAUCUUUACUGAACUGAUCCGCUCCAUUGAGAAAAAGCGCUCUGAGGUAGCAGAGCUGAUCAGAGCUCAGGAGGAGGCUGAACUGAGUGGAGCUGAAGAACUCCUGGAGAAACUGGAGCAGGAAAUCGCUGAUCUAAAGAGGAGACACACUGAGCUGGAGCAGCUUUCACACACAGAGGAUCACAUCCAUUUCCUCCAGAGUUUCCAGUCUCUCUGUGUCUCUUCUGGAUCUGAGGACUCACCCAGCAUCACUGUCCAUCAACACCUCUCAUUUGAUGGAGUGAGGAGAUCUCUCUCUGAGCUGAAGGAGCGACUAGAGGAGUUCUGCAGAGAGGAGUUCAGUAAAAUCCCUCCACAUGCUGCAGCAGUUCAGAUUUUAUCCUCAGAACCAAAAACCAGAGAAGAUUUUCUGCAGUAUUUCUGUCAGCUGACUCUGGAUCCCAACACAGCGUAUCGUUCCCUCAUUCUGUUUGAGAAGAACAGAGUGGUGAUAUCCAGUAAUACAUUCCAGUCAUACUCUGACCAUCCAGAAAGAUUUAACUACUGGCCUCAGGUGUUGUCUAAGGAGAGUGUGAGUGGACGCUGUUACUGGGAGGUUGAGUGGAGCCGUGAGGGAGGAGCUGUGUACAUAUCAGUCUCAUAUAAAGGGAUCAGCAGGAAAGGACGGGGUAAUGAUUGUUUGUUUGGACGCAACCGUCAGUCCUGGAGUCUGCAGUGUUCUCCGUCUCUCAUUUUCUGGCACAACAACAUUCAGACUGAGAUCUCAGGACCAUCAUCCUCCAGAAUAGGAGUGUAUGUGGAUCACAGUGCAGGAACUCUGUCCUUCUACAGCGUCUCUGACACAAUGACCCUCCUACACACAGUCCACACCACAUUCACUCAGCCGCUCUACGCUGGGUUCACCUUUGGUGGUGCUGGAUCAUCUGUGAGAUUAUGUGAUAAAUAAUAAUUUAUCUAUUAAAUAUGAUGGUUACCCUAUAGAUACUGUAAUGGACACCUAAUACACUACACUAAUAGCUUUGGCUCCACAGAGUCUCAGUUACCACCAUAAACUGGAUUCAGAACGCUCACAGAUUUUAUGGUUUGCAGCUCAUGUUAAGAACCAGGCCCUGACCUCUGGGGGGCCAACCCCCAAUCACUAACAAUGGGGCCAUUAAAGACUCUCUCUGGACACAGCAGUAUGGCUGGACCAAAACUCUGUGAGUAACAGAAAACCAAAUUUCAGAAACUCAUAUCAACUCCAAACGUUAAUCACUCAUCCUGGUUUGAUACAAGAAGACUGGAGAGACCAAACAUAAAGUUGUUGCGACAGAUUGUUAUGAAACCGUAUCUCUUAUCUUUGAAUUGAAUUUCCAACAUGGACCAACAGCUCCAUCAAGUGGCUGGAAUAAGAUGUGUCACACCAUUGCAAAGCCAUCCCAUCACUGAUUAAAAGACCUGUAAUUUCACAUAUAUCUGCAUGAUGUUUAAAACGUCCUGUUGUUUGUAAGCGAUAUUCAUUUUUUAUGCUACUAAUUCCUUAAACGUGUAUCUCCUGUACCAGUAGAUGUUAAGAGUACAGAAUGUUUGUCGCCUUGUUAAUCUUACACAUGUAAUCAUUUUCUUGUAGUAAACCUCAGAGCUCAAGUAUGUAAACCUGAACACAUAUUUUUCUUUCAUUUUUGUUUUCUUUUGUUCUGGUUUUGUUUUUGUUUAGUUAACAAUAAUAUUGUGGUUGCACUACUUGUAACAAACAAUACUCAGAUAACACACAGAGUGCAUGCUCAUGCCUUUUAAUAUGUGUGUUGGUUCCAGGUACCUUGGGUUCAAACUGUCUAUUAUGAAACAUAAACAGAUAUCCUCUUU
Messenger RNA from Colossoma macropomum (tambaqui), 2612 nucleotides. RefSeq names its product tripartite motif-containing protein 16-like. Gene Ontology annotation, molecular function: protein binding; zinc ion binding. The transcript has 6 exons. Bases 52 to 1713 code for a protein of 553 amino acids. The record is from RefSeq and is a predicted model, not a curated record. NCBI's taxonomy places the organism in Eukaryota, Metazoa, Chordata, Actinopteri, Characiformes, Serrasalmidae.